Cyprinodon variegatus (sheepshead minnow) is the source of this 1708-nucleotide messenger RNA. It is a transcript of the gene akna, whose product is annotated as AT-hook transcription factor. Lineage: Eukaryota; Metazoa; Chordata; Actinopteri; Cyprinodontiformes; Cyprinodontidae. Gene Ontology annotation, cellular component: centrosome. Gene Ontology annotation, biological process: neuroblast delamination; neuroblast division in subventricular zone; epithelial to mesenchymal transition. Bases 47 to 1708 code for a protein of 553 amino acids. The record is from RefSeq and is a predicted model, not a curated record. The transcript is spliced from 8 exons.
GUGAUGUCAGAUUUCCUAGUUUGGCUGAGAAGGUGAUUGAACCGGAAUGGAGAGAAGAAGAAACACCAGACCUGGGGUUCUGCAGUGGACUCCCGCUCCGCUCUGGAUCUCACCUGCCACCUCUGUGACACCCGAGGAUUCCUGGGAAGAUGAAGAGGAAGAUCCAAAAGUGGAUGGUUUUGUUAAGCAGAUGGAUGAAAAUGGCAUCAUUGGGCUGUCAGAGGCACUGGAAGACCUGAAACUAGAGGAAGCUUGUGGUUACAGCGGUCCUUCCAUCACAGAGGAAGCGGUUCCUAGUGGAGGUGGUGGAUUAAAAGCCCGGACUGAGGAUUGGAUAGCGAGGCAGAGCGAGAAUGACCAUGGCAGGCAUUUCGUCAUGACGGAGGAAGAAGAUGAAGAUCACCAAGGGAGUAAAAUAACUAGAAAGAGAAAUGAAGUCCCUCACACAUCAGCAGAGCUAGAGGCUAGAGAAGGUUUGGCUAAUUGUAGGUUUGAUAGAAAUCCAUCUGAAAACUCCAACCCUGACCAUCUGGUAUCUGAGCCUGCAGUUACUGCCUCCUUUUUGCCUCAUCUUUACCGUUUCCCUGAGGAGGAACUGACUGCCGCUCUGGGAAUUGAAGCAGAAACCUUCCCAGACAUGGGCUUCACAGAAACAGACUCUUAUUGCAGUCAAGCAAGUGUGAAAUCAAGUCCCCGGUGUCCGGUGACAAAGCCCAGGGCUUCUCCUCUGCCCACAGAUGUAUUUUGUGAGGAAGUUGAGUUAAAGGAUAUUCCUAAAAGAGUGUUAGAAAAACAGAAAGCUGGACACUCCUCUGAAGCGACAUGUUCCCUUGGAGGAGCCAAGAAAGACUCUUUAAAACUCAAACAGCCGAGCAACGGUCCUGACAGAAAACAUCCUGCAGGAAUGAAUGAAUUCAGAGCAUCAACAAGUCGGCACACACCAGACUUCUCUAAGGUGGAACCCCGGGUUCAUUUCCCUAAACGUGGCUACAAUCCUCCAAGACGCAAGAGCUCAUUGACGAGGACCCCCGUGUCCGCCGAGCCCCCGAUGGUGUUUAAAUCCCCCGCCGACAUCGUUAAGGAAGUCCUGUUUAACGCGCCAACCGACGGGUCGUCCGCUUCCGCUGAUUCCAACGCACCAGCAGACGUUCCCAACUCCAUGGUCCCUCCAGAGUUCAUGUGUCCGCAACAGGCCAUGAUUCUGCUGCAGCAGCUUCAGGAAAACUACAAAAAACUGCUGACCAAGAACGCCGAGGCAGAGAACACCAUCGAUCGCCUCCGUCUGGAAGCCAAGGUGAACCUGUUCUCUGACCCUCCAAAGGCCGGUCACUUUGUGCAUUCUGGAACGAGUCAACAUGCUUCAAACCUCUUGAACCUUGACUUUUCCCCAGCUCAGAGGGCCCAUAUCUGCUCUCAUGGACAAAGUAGUCAGCAGGAAAAAGCAAAUCCCUCCCCAUCAACAUCCAGGUUGGGACAACAGCUCUCCAACCUCCUCUUCAGUCAGUCUGAGAAGUUCCUCCAGCAGCUCCAAACCUUUGAUGAUCUUCUAAAGCGUGAUAAACUAACAUCUUUUGAAAAGUUAAAGGGUAUUUCUCAGCUUUCUGAGGGGCUGAACUCUUUAGAGAGGGGCUUCCUUCUGGCUCGGGAUGAACACAAACUCCUGCAGCAAAGAGGAGCAGAAACCUGCAACUUUGAUCCUGAACGGUGA